AUGGUUAUGUACAAUGAAAGAUUGGUUUUGAUAACAUCUGAUAAGCGUAACCACAUUAUCGAAUACCUCCGAAUUGUAAUUUACUCACUAAGUACGGAAAUAUUUAUUGCACUACCACGUAUUAAACACAAAUGUUGUCAAUAUAUACUACUUACAAGGAUGGCCCCCAAAUGCUCUG
This is a messenger RNA of Schistosoma rodhaini, 178 nucleotides long. Lineage: Eukaryota; Metazoa; Platyhelminthes; Trematoda; Strigeidida; Schistosomatidae. The record is from the annotation of a GenBank genome assembly.